Austrofundulus limnaeus is the source of this 4036-nucleotide messenger RNA. It is a transcript of the gene bmp2k, whose product is annotated as BMP2 inducible kinase. NCBI's taxonomy places the organism in Eukaryota, Metazoa, Chordata, Actinopteri, Cyprinodontiformes, Rivulidae. The record is from RefSeq and is a predicted model, not a curated record. Gene Ontology annotation, molecular function: protein kinase activity; ATP binding. Gene Ontology annotation, biological process: protein phosphorylation.
CAGACGUGAUUCAUCAAACAGAACGGACUCGGUGGUUUGAGACCAACAACGGAGGCUAACCGUGUCGCGAGCUUCUACUUUUUGUUUUAAACCGUUUUAAGCCCACCUGCUUUCGCGGGGUGGCUCAUCAUCUGUCUGAGGAGGAACUAGCGCAGCGGCUAACGAGCUAGCUGUCCGCGAGAGAAGUCGUGGGGGAGUCGCUAAGCUAACGGCGCCGCUGGGGACCUCCGAGUUAAUCCAGGGGAACCACCGGAGGAGGUGUUACCCAGGCCAGAACCAGCUGGGCUUUUUUCUUUUGUUCGUGUUUUUUAAUUUUUAUUUUUGUGGCGAAGCUAACUGGGCUACAUGUAUGCUAGCAGCGGCUAACGAGCCCAGCUUAUUGGACGCGACUGGUCUGGAUGUUGUCAGGAGAAAAGAACCGGGACACCCCGCCAUGACCCGUUUGUUUUAACCAGUUAAAUGAGGUCGUUCUGCCCCCAGUAGAACCGGACCCGGAGCAUGCGGCAGGAGGAAGGGCUCCAGAGAAGUAGAUAGUCGGACAACAGAGACCCAGCCGAACCAGACCCAGUUGUUUUGUCGCGAGUGGCCUGGAAGAUAAAAAGUGAAGGAUGAAGAAGUUUUCUAGGAUGCCCAAGUCCGAAAGCGGGGGGCUCGGAGGGGCGUCCGGUACCAGUUCGAGUUCUGGAGUCAGCAGCUACUACGGGAAAGUGUUCGCAGUCGGCCGGUACCAAGUCACCGUGGAGGAGCUCAUAGCUGAAGAAAGAGCUGUCGGGCCACAAGAACGUCGUCCGCUACCUGGACUCUACGAUCAGUUCGGUUUCAGACAGCGUUUGGGAAGUCCUGAUCCUCAUGGAGUACUGCAAAGCGGGUCAGGUGGUGAAGCAGAUGAACCAGAGGUUAAACGUGGGCUUCAGCGAGGCCGAGGUCCUCCACAUCUUCUGUGACACCUGCGAGGCCGUGGCUCGGCUGCAUCAAUGCAAGACGCCCAUCAUCCACAGAGACCUGAAGGUUGAAAACAUCCUCCUGAACGACCAGGGUCACUACGUGCUGUGUGACUUCGGCAGCGCCACUCACAAAGUCCUGCUGCCGCUGAAGGACGGCGUGACGGCGGUGGAGGACGAGAUCAAGAAGUACACAACGCUUUCAUAUCGAGCUCCAGAGAUGAUCAACCUGUACGCAGGGAAAGCCAUCACCACUAAGGCUGAUAUAUGGGCACUUGGAUGCUUGUUGUACAAGCUGUGUUUCUUCACGCUUCCGUUCGGGGAGAGUCAAGUCGCCAUAUGUGACGGAAGCUUCAUCGUUCCGGACAACUCCAAAUUCUCCCUCAAGUUGCACUGCUUGAUCAGAUACAUGCUCGAGCCGGACCAGGAGAAGAGACCGGACAUUUACCAGGUGUCCUACUUUGCCUUCAGGUUAGCAGGAAGAGACUGUCCCGUACCAAACCUCACUAGCUCUCCCAUCCCCACGUCGCUUCCUGAACCUCUAACAGCGAGCGAGGUCGCCGCUAAGAAAAGCAUGACAAAAGCCAGGAUAACAGAAUCCGUGGGUCCAACUGAAACGUCGAUCGCUCCCCGACAGAGACCAAAGGCUGCGAUCAGCAACGUCCUGCCUUUCACCAACACUCCUGUCAAAAUGACCGUGCCUUCUGCGCCCGUCAGCAACGGACAGAAAGCUCCCACUCCUGGAUCGGGUCAGCCGUCCGUCCAGGCCCAGCCUGGCAGCCAGCAGCACCGCGUCCUGCAGCAGCUACAACCAGGCGACCUGCGCCUCCAGCAGCUGCAGCAUCAACAACAACAACAAGCAGCACUGCAGCAGCAGCAGCAGCAGCUCCAGUACCUCCAGGCAGUGCAGCAGUCCAUCCAGCUCCAGCAGCAGCAGCAGCAGCAGCAGAUGAUGAUGCAGCCCAUGUAUCAGCAGCAGGUGGCCCAGGCUCAGGCUCAGGCCCAGGCUCAGUACGCUGCCAUGCUGCAGCAGUACCAGCAGGCCUUCGUCCAGCAUCAUCAUCAUCAUCAGGCUCAGCAGCCCCUCCCCUUCAUGACCUCGCCUCUCGAGUUCCAGAUCCCUGUGGGUUCUUAUAACACCACCACGCCCACUGCUGGACCUGGACCGGGCCAGAUGGGUGGACCCUCACCUGUGGACCCCUCGUACUCAAACAGCAGAAACCUUCUUGUUGUCUCUGACGGGAACGCUCCAGCCUCUCAGAGCAGCAGCGCCGGCAGUUACCCGCCCGACAUGUCGCGCUGGAACCCUUUCGGCGAGGACAACUUCUCCAAACUAACGGAGGAAGAGCUGAUCGACCGGGAGUUCGACAUGCUCAGAGCAAAGAAGCCGGUUGAAAGAACCGCCAGCGUUGAAACGGACCAGCCGCCGCUCACCGCCCCCCACGCCAAGCCCUCUCCUCCAGAGGAUCUGUUUGGCUCCGCCCCCUUCGUGGCCACCGCAGGAACCAGUGAUCAGACCACAGAGGUUCCUGUCGUCGUCCCGGACGAUCCGGACCCGACCACGAAGCAGAGACCGGGCAGGAGGACCGGCGUCAGACCCGGCGACGACUCCGACAGUGACUUCGAGUCGGACCCCCCGUCCCCGAAAAGCAGCGAGGAGGAGGAGCCAGAGGAGGAGGAGGAGGUCCUGAACAGCGAGCACGGCGAGGACACGGAGCCGGACCACCUGGGACAGAGACCUCUGCUGAUGGACUCUGAGGAAGAGGAGGACGAAGACAGGCAAAGCUCCGACUCGGACUUUGACCCCAGCAGGGUCAGGAGCCGCUCCAAGAGACCCGCGGGCCGUAAAGAACCCGCUCCAAGACCCCCGGGGACGGGUCUGAUCACGCCCCCCGUGUCCCCGAGCGGCGCCGGACCGUCGGGGGACGUGGACAUGUUCGGCGCCAUUCCCUUCCUGGGACCGGAGACCAGGGACAUCUUCAGCAAGGCUCCGUUCAGGCAGGUGGGCCUGGAGCGGACCCCCACAGACGACCUGGACGUCUUCACCAAAGCUCCGUUCAGCAGGAACCGGUCCAGGUCCAACAGGGACGUCCCCGCGGGACAAACGCCGCCCGUCUCCCCCGAGGGCAUCGACGCGUUCGGGUUCUCCCCCUUCCACCCGGGUCCGGACCCCCCCGCCACCUCCAGGAGCGCCGACGACAUCUGCCGCCUGGAGGAGUCGACCAAUCAGAGGCUGAGGCAGCGCAGCCUCCAGAGGCUGUCGUCACGCCAACGCAGGACCAAGCAGGAGGCGGGCGGCAGCAAGCGCCACCACGGGACCCCCACCGGAGCCCGCAAGACCAGCAAGCCCACCUACCGCACCCCCGAGAGGGUCCGCCGGCACAAGAAGGUGGGCCGGCGGGACUCUCAGAGCAGCAUUGAGUUCCUGAGCCCCUCGGACUCCAAGGAGAACAUCAGCGUGGACUUCCUGUCCCACGCCAAGGACCGGGCCCCGCCCCCUCCCGACGACCCCGGCCUCGACCCCUUCCACCCUCAGGACGGGGGCUCCGCCAAGUCCUGGGCCGGACCCCUGAACGGCGGGGAGAGCCGGACCAUAGACGACUUCGGGGCGGUGCCGUUCACAGAACUGGUGAUCCACAGUGGACCCCAGCAGGCCUCACAGACCCUGGACCUGGACCCGUUUGGAGCGGCACCGUUUCCCUCCAAGCAGUGACUUCCUGUCGUCCAUCUUACUAAAGACCUGGACCCAUUUAUCUGGACCUGGACCCAUUUAUCUGGACCUGGACCCAUUUAUCUGGACCUGGACCCGGUCCUGCUGCAGCAGAACCCGGCUCAUCGUUCGCCUUAUGUGAUUUUAGCACCACGACGCCUUAACUGGACCUGAAACCACUUUAGAUUAGUGUCUAUGCAGAUUUUAACCUCUGUGUGUGUGUGUGUGUGUGUGUGUGUGUGUGUGUGUGUGUGUUAGAAGGGAAAGAUUUUUAUUGUAGUUUUUAAAUUUCCUUCUUAGCAGGAAACAUUUGUAAGUUCGGCUGUUUUUUAAUGAGCUUAAAGUUCUUCAGACGUAAGAAAUAAAAGUUCAAAUGAAGGAUUUA